AUGCUAGGGGUUGUUACUUUGUUGUACAGUCUGGACUAUUUGCCCGGGACUUUGACCUUAGCGUACCAGCUAAGGAAGUUUAUGACGGAGGGUUCGAAGGAUAAGGAAUUAUGUUUAGUUCUUUCGAGCGAAUUGUUGGACGAGGGCCAGCUCAGUGAGUCGGCUGUUAAGGUUUUAGGUGAGUUGUUUGAUACGAUUAUCGAGGUGGAGCCCGUUGAUUUGACGGAUCCUAUAGUGAAACAGAACCAGGCGAAUCUCAUGAUGUUGAAUAACCGUUCUGAAUUGGCGUUUACGUUUAUGAAGUUGCACAUGUGGGAGUUGACGCAGUACGAGAAGAUCUUGUAUCUUGACAGCGAUGUGUUGCCUCUUGACUCGGACAUAUUCCGAAUCUUUGAUCAUGUGACGAACCAGACGAGUGACCAGAUUGCAGCAGUACCCGACUGCGGGUGGCCAGAUUUGUUCAACAGCGGUGUAAUGGUCGUGAAGCCUGACAAGGGGAAGUAUGAGGAGUUGCACGACUUGGCUAAGCGGGAGUUGUCGAUCGAUGGUGCAGAUCAGGGGAUUUUGAACCAGUUUUUCAAUCCGAUGUGCCACGAUGGUGACAAGCUGACGGAAUGGAUCAGACUCCCCUUUUUCUACAACGUGACGUCGCCUGGUGCUGGUUACCAGUAUACUCCUGCCCUCAAGUUCUUCGCAAACAAGUUGAAAUUGGUUCAUUUCAUCGGUAAAAACAAGCCCUGGAACUACUCCCAACAUGGUGGCAGGUACAACGACAAAUAUAGAAAUCAAUGGUGGGCCCUAUACAUGGAAUUGUGCCAGAGGUACUUCCAAUCCGAUCUGGACAUCGAUAUCGACAAUCUUUGUCGCCAUACUGCAAACCUCGGUGUUUCGGGUGCUGCUUCUCAGGCAGAUUACCCAGAAGACACAAAGCCAGCGUGGGACCCAGCUACAGAAGCCCCACCAAAGGAUCUACCUGCAGAAGCUCCUAAUUUGAAGAUUGUAAACUCGUACUCCUGGGAGGAAGAGUUGGUUGUGGUCCCUGACGAGGAAGCAGAAGGUCCUGCGUUGGCGCCAGACGAUAUAGAGGACUCCCUACCUCGAUCCCAACGUGAACCCUUGGUCGAACCUAUGGUGAAUGUUGGUAGCGAUGGAGACAUGGAGACUGAGACUGAGACUGAAUUGGAACUAGGCUCAAGAACAGAGUCGUCGUCGUCCAACCGGGCCUCAGAACCAAAACCCUCCGCUGCACCACCUCGCCCAGACCAGUAUGUCCCACCAAGGUACGAAAAACCAAAACCAAUCUUUCCCUGGGAAUCAGAUACCGAGUACAAAGCAACGCGUGUAUUCCCUGGAGACGAAUGA
This is a messenger RNA of Kluyveromyces marxianus DMKU3-1042, 1362 nucleotides long. RefSeq names its product glycogenin GT 8 family protein (gene GLG1). Gene Ontology annotation, molecular function: glycosyltransferase activity. The transcript has a single exon. The coding region runs from base 1 to 1362 and encodes 453 amino acids. Gene Ontology annotation, cellular component: cytoplasm. NCBI's taxonomy places the organism in Eukaryota, Fungi, Ascomycota, Saccharomycetes, Saccharomycetales, Saccharomycetaceae. The record is from RefSeq and is a predicted model, not a curated record.